AUGUCUACCUACGCAGGAACACCCAAAGCUACGCCAACCAAACCAGCCACUGCGAACAGCAGCCCAGCCCCGCCGAACUUCUUCAAUACCGCGUCUGACACCCCAUUUACCUGGAACCAGAGUGGAAAGAAUACUGCGCCAGUGCCUCUCACCAGUGGCACUGCUAAGACUCCCGCCGCGGCUACGGGGUCAAGUGCGCCGGGGGCGACAACGGACGUGAACGCGAAACAGAGCGCGAGCUCAGCUACGCAACCGUUCAAGUUUAAUAUCCUCACUUCGCCCAGGGUCACCAUGUCCGCUCCUUCUCCUUCUGUCAGCAGCACCCCAGUCGCACUCACCAAAGUCCCUACUAUGCCACCCGUAAGAAAGCAUGACACUUACUACUUCGCGGAUGGAUCCGUCAUUAUUCAAGUUGGCGAGGUGCUAUUCAACCUCCACCAGUCGAUCUUGACGCUUCACUCGAAGCAGAAAUUCGUCGAGCUCGGGUUAGCGUUUCGCACCUACAGCGCGCCUCUCGUCCUCAAAGGCGUCAACCUGAAGGACUUCGAGUGCCUCUUGGGUGUUCUCUACCCGCAGAAUCUCGGCAUCGAGGAAGAAACACGCACCGUCGAGCAGUGGGUAUCCAUCAUGAAGCAGGCGCAUAUGUGGGACAUCGAGCCCCUCAAGCAGCGCGCCGCGAAGCACUUGAGCACCAUGACGAUGCCCCCCGCCGAGCGCGUCAACCUCUACCAGAACUGCGCGAUGGGCACCUCCCCGGACCUCCUCCCCGCCCUGCUGGCGCUCAGCCAACAGGAGGCGCCGGUCGGACUCGAGGACGCGAGGCUGCUUGGGCUGGAGACGUUCACGAAGCUCGUGCGCAUUCGGGAGAGGCGGCUCAUGGACGUCGCGCGGGGUGUUGAGGCGGGGAGCACGAAGACUUUACUGCGCGGCCUUAUACAGGAGGAUAUCCUUGGCCUGUGCGCAGACAAACCCGUUGCGCAGACUGCUUUGGAGGUACGGGGGUCACCGAACAACGAGAGUUCACCAAAUCCGAACACGUAUUCGUUACCUGCAUUAUCCUUACUGCCAUCUCCGCCUUCACGUACACCUUCUACGUCGUCCUCUACUUCUUCGAGUCGCUCAUCCGUAGAUGGACUUGACGACGCAGUCAAAGUCGAGAAGCCCGCCAGGGAUGACGCGGACGAUUCAGGCGACUCCUACGCCUCCGACGCCUCCGACGCGUCGGAUGAAGAUUAA
Pleurotus ostreatus (oyster mushroom) is the source of this 1236-nucleotide messenger RNA. RefSeq lists its product as uncharacterized. The transcript has 4 exons. Lineage: Eukaryota; Fungi; Basidiomycota; Agaricomycetes; Agaricales; Pleurotaceae. Gene Ontology annotation, molecular function: protein binding. Bases 1 to 1236 code for a protein of 411 amino acids. The record is from RefSeq and is a predicted model, not a curated record.